Molecule: messenger RNA, 2986 nt
Organism: Lepisosteus oculatus (spotted gar)
Lineage: Eukaryota; Metazoa; Chordata; Actinopteri; Semionotiformes; Lepisosteidae
Gene: casq1b
Product: calsequestrin 1b
Biological process (GO): regulation of skeletal muscle contraction by regulation of release of sequestered calcium ion
Cellular component (GO): Z disc; sarcoplasmic reticulum lumen
Molecular function (GO): calcium ion binding
Source: RefSeq, a predicted model, not a curated record
AGUUCUUUCCCCCUCCCACUCCACCUCGGGGGUCUUUUUUACCCAGCUUCCAAGCUCUCUCCCACUUUUUCCGCUGCCCCCUUCCCCAAGUGCAGCUCGUACCUCGGCAAGCUCCUCGUCGGACACGCAGACACACCCCACCAAGCCUGCUGACACACACACACCACGCACUCGCUUCCUCCCGAACCGAACACACGGGCAGGCCCAGUUCUUCCCCGCAUGCUUCCUUGACGGACUAGGAAAGGCUCGUCGGCGACUUCUUUUUCUCGUACUUUUCCGGGACGCCAAGCCCCCAGGUCUUCGUCUCUUUUUACCCCCCUUCCCUUCCUUCCUUCUAGAGCCAGACGUCUCGAUUCUUGCCUUUGCGCCGCGCAGGACCGUCCCCCUAAGGAUCACAAACCACAAACAAUCGGGAGCCAUGAAGCUGGGCUGGGUGCUUUUGGGGAUCGUGCUCUCCUUCGGGGGGCUAGCCUGGGGGGAGAAGGGUCUCGACUUCCCCGAGUACGAUGGCAAGGACCGCGUCCACGACCUCAACGCCAAGAACUACAAGGCGGUGAUGAAGAAGUACGACGUGAUGGUCAUCUACUACCACGAGCACGUGGAGGACGACCGGGUAUCUCAGAAACAGUUCCAAAUGGAAGAGCUGAUCUUGGAGCUGCUAACCAACCCCGCGGCCCUGACGUACCAGCUUGCAGCUCAGGUCCUUGAUGACUUAGAAGAUGAGGACAUUGGGUUUGGCCUGUUGGAUGAGGAGAAGGAUGCUGCCGUUGCCAAGAAACUGGGUCUGGAUGAGGAAGACAGCAUUUACAUCUUUACAGAGGACGAGGUCAUCGAGUACGACGGAGAGCUGGCCGCAGACACGUUGGUGGAGUUCAUCUUUGACGUGAUUGAAGACCCAGUGGAGGUCAUCGAGGGAGACCACGAGCUGAAGGCAUUUGAGAACAUUGAGGAAGAGAUCAAACUGGUGGGCUUCUUCAAGAAUGAGAAGUCUGAACACUACAAGGAAUAUGAAGACGCAGCUGAAGAAUUCCAUCCCUACAUCAACUUCUUUGUCACUUUUGAUCCUAAGAUUGCAAAGAAACUGGACCUGAAACUGAAUGAGGUAGACUUCUACGAGCCUUUCAUGGAUGAACCCAUUGUCAUCCCUGGAAAGCCCUACACAGAGGACGAGAUUGUUGACUUUAUUGAAGACCACGAGAGACCAACACUGAGGAAACUUGAGCCAUACAAUAUGUAUGAAACCUGGGAAGACGAUAUUGAUGGCAAACAUAUUGUGGCUUUUGCAGAAGAGUCUGACCCAGAUGGCUUUGAGUUCCUGGAAAUCCUGAAGGAAGUUGCAGAGGACAACACAGACAACCCUGACCUCAGCAUUAUCUGGAUUGACCCUGAUGACUUCCCCCUGCUUGUUCCCUACUGGGAGAAGACUUUUGAUAUUGACCUGUCCUAUCCUCAGAUCGGGGUUGUCGAUGUUGAAGAUGCGGACAGCGAAUGGCUGGAAAUGGAUGAUGAAGAUGACAUGCCCACAGCAGACGAGCUGGAGGACUGGAUUGAAGAUGUGCUGGAAGGGGAUAUCACCCCUGAUGAUGACGACGAUGAUGAUGAUGAUGAUGACGAUGAUGAUGACGAUGAUGAUGAUGACGACGACGAUGAUGAUGAUGAUGAUGACGAUGAUGACGACGAUGAUGAUGACGACGAUGAUGAUGAUGACGAUGACGAUGAUGAUGAUGACGACGAUGAUGACGACGAUGAUGACGACGACGAUGAUGAUGAUGAUGACGAUGAUGACGACGACGACUAAACUCUCAUUGCCAUCUUCUAAGUUUCACAACUUCUACCAAAACUGUUUGAAAGUCAUUACAUAUAUCAGAGUCAAUAUUGUCAACAACCCAAAACUUAACUUUCUUCCAUCGUCAUCACUUAACUUAAAGCCACCACCUGCUACCCUAAUGUCAUCGUCUGCUCUCUAGUUCUGUCAUUUCUUCACGUUCAACAUCUUCAGCUGUCUGGCUAAACAAACACUACCCUUUCAAAAGUCAUCAGAAUCUUAAGUCUGUCUGUCAUCUGAAAGACUGAUCAUUGUCUUCUUCUUUAGACCCCUUCUGUCAUGACUAGGGAGCUUUCAAACUGUCCAACUGUUAAUACGUCUGUCUUUAAAGUUAGUCUAGUUUCUAUUAAGAAAAGAUUCACAACCCAAAUUCCUCGACAGAAAACAUAUACCUGUAUUCAUGAGUUGACAUUAGAACCCAAAGUCCAAUCCUAAAGACAGUUAAGAAAAAAAAUCUUGAGUCUUCCUAUUUUACACUGCAGACCUCUGUUUUGUAGCAACAUUUUUUAUAUGCUGAAUGAUUAUAUUUUGAAAAAACAAAACCGAGAUUGGCAGAUAUCCCAGAGUACCACAACAGAGUUUGGACAUUUUGAUUGAGGUGCACAGAAGGACACUGAAAUUCUUCCCAUCCAGUGGGAGACUUGCAAUGUCCUGUAGAGCAAAAACAGGGAUCUGGGGUCUUUCAGGCGUAUCCAUGAUGGUGAAAUCAGGCAGUAGGCAUCUAAACCACUCCUCAAAAAUGAUUUUUGCUUCAGGAAAUAAAUGAAUACUAAUAGUUUGUGCAGGGGCAAUAGGUGUUCUUUUCCUCAUGCUGGAAUCUGACUUGGGGGGGGGGGGGUUCUUGUCCUGUUCAAUCUCAAAACGUCUCAAAUGUGAUCUCUACGAGUCUCUCUAAGAGUGUGGGUCAGAUAUUUCUCCCUGUCUCCUGUGACACCAUCCACCACAUCACUGUGACCUUCCUUGACAGAGAGCAAGGAUCUCGUCCCGUAUUUUGUGAAGUAAACUUGAGUACUGCAACCAAAUGUUUUCUACUGGUAAAGAAAAAAAAAAGAAAUGAUCUUAUUAUAAAUAUUGUUUUUUAAUGGAGCAAACAGGAUCUCACUGUAAAGUCUUAAAAAACCACACAGCUUGGAAAGAAAUGAAAUAAAGAAUUGUUUUGGA